AUGAAAUCCAGGAAAACCAUCCGCUUGGCUAUUAUUUUGGCUGCGUCUUCGAUAAUCGUUCCCGCACUGAUAUUGUUUGGCCGCCAUGGUACACUUAAUGUGACAUCAUAUUUUGGAUCACCAGCAAUACUUGGGGAUGGGUUUGGAUACGAAUUGGCCGACGAGGAUUGGACAGGUGAUUUAGCCGGAAUCAAUUCGCCAUCUGAUUGUAAUGUCACAGAAAACUUUGAGUGGUUGGGAAGGUACAACUUAUCAUACCCUUUGAAAGUUGCCCAGCGAGAUAUUAUUGCGAAACCUAAUCAUGGAGAGAGACCGUCAGUCACCGUGAUGAAAGCGUCCUUGUUUGACAGCCCUGAAAUCUUCGAGCGCGCAGAGCUUUCUAUUGAUAGAGCCGUCGACCAUUGUUCCCCACUCACUCUUGAAGUUCCUUAUCCUCCAAUUCGGAAAAUCGACGCUUCGCACAUGAUAUUUGGUCUACAGACCACAAUAAAGCGUCUUCGGGACACAAAGAUGCACCUAGCACGAUGGCUGCCCAACAGUGGAGCUCGUUUGAUCGCAAUAGUCAAAGAAAGCGAAGAGGUAUUGGCAUCCAAAUCUGAAAUGGCUCGACUUCAGAAAGAAUAUCGCAAAGCAGGCAUGGACAUCACAAUAAUACCACCCGUCAAGAAAGAGGACUUUUUCAAUCAAAGAUAUUUUUCUCUGAUAGAUCUUAUGUACAAGGCUCGCAAUAAGAAAACAAAAUGGACUGUGGUUAUGGACGACGACACAUUCUUCCCUUCCAUGCGUGGGCUACUAGAUGAGCUUGCUCUUCACGACCAUACGCAGCCUCAAUAUAUUGGUGGAUUGUCCGAGAAUUGGGCAGCGGUGAGAAUGUACGGACUGAUGGCAUUUGGAGGGGCUGGCGUCUUUCUCUCCACGCCACUGGCAAAGAUCAUCCAUGAGAACAAUGAAGAGUGUAAAAAUAAUAUGCGAUUCACUUCCGGAGAUACACUUGUGAUGGACUGUAUAUAUCAACAUUCUAAAGCUCAGCUUACAACAGUAGCUGGACUUUCGCAAAUCGAUUUCGCGGGAGAUCAUUCUGGAUUUUAUGAGAAUGGAAGAAAAUUAUUAUCUUUACAUCAUUGGAAAGCAGGAUCGGCGACCAAAUAUCCAUAUGAGAUGGAUAAGAUGCAUCUAGUAUCAGAUGUGUGUGACGAUUGCUUCCUACAGCGUUGGCAGUUUGACAACGAUGUCGUCCUUACCAAUGGGUUUAGCAUCGUGAAAUAUUCCAAGGGGUCGUUAGAGCGAGGGGCAAAGAGCGAUUUGAGUAACACGACAAUUACUGAUGGAAGUGUGGACUUGAGGAGAACAGAAGUGACUUGGGAUGACAAGAAUCUCGAUGUUGAACAUAGUCUGUCACCAACACGGCCAGAAUUGAACGAGGCACAGAAAAUUAGCUGGAAAUUUCUGGAUAGCUAUGUGGUCAAUACACAUGUGAUUCGACAGGUGUACUUGAAAAAGGGACCUGAAGGAAGUGGAGAUGAAGUUCUGGUUCUAAAUUGGAGACAAGCGAGAAAAAGCCACAAUGCAGGAGGAACUGAAAUCAGACAUUAA
Molecule: messenger RNA, 1593 nt
Organism: Botrytis byssoidea
Lineage: Eukaryota; Fungi; Ascomycota; Leotiomycetes; Helotiales; Sclerotiniaceae
Exons: 1
Coding region: 1-1593 (530 amino acids)
Molecular function (GO): acetylglucosaminyltransferase activity
Source: RefSeq, a predicted model, not a curated record